This is a messenger RNA of Diutina rugosa, 975 nucleotides long. RefSeq names its product pirin family protein. The coding region runs from base 1 to 975 and encodes 324 amino acids. The record is from RefSeq and is a predicted model, not a curated record. Lineage: Eukaryota; Fungi; Ascomycota; Pichiomycetes; Serinales; Debaryomycetaceae. The transcript has a single exon.
AUGACGAAGGAAAGAACUAUCGAGAAAGUUGUUGAAGGUAUUGAACAAAGUGAAGGUGUGGGAGCCCGGGUUAGGCGGCUGAUCGGCAACUUCGAAACACGGGAGUUUAACCCGUUUUUAAUGUUUGAUCACUUCAAGUCAAAUGGCCCAGCUGGGUUCCCAGAACACCCCCACAGUGGUCAGGAAACCAUUACGUACUGUUUGCUGGGUCUGAUUUGUCACGAAGACUUCACCGGGUCUAAAGGUAUGUUGUAUCCGGGUGAUCUUCAAUUCAUGACUGCUGGUAAAGGAAUCGUGCACCUGGAAAUGCCCGUUGAAGGGAAAGAUGGGUCAUCAGCGCAAUUGCUUCAGUUGUGGGUUGAUCUUCCUGCCGAUUUGAAAAGCUGUCCACCUCGAUACCGUGAUUUGAGAGAGUGGGAAAUUCCCACUUAUACAACUGAGGACGGUUUGGUACAUGUGAAGGUUAUAUCGGGGAAGCUGUAUGGUGUUGAGUCCAUUAAAGAACUAGCAUAUACUCCCGUCGACUUUUACCACUUCAUCUUGAAACCAGGUGCCAAAUUUUCACAAGAAGUCAACCCCGAGUUCAACUACUUUUUGUACAAUAUGAAAGGUCUGGGGUUGAAAAUAGGUAACACUCCAGUGAGACAGUAUGACAAUGUCUUUUUCAAUCAAGAUGGUGAUAUCAUAAGUGGGAGCUCCACAGGCGAGACUGAGUUCAUACUCGUCGGGGGACAAAAGUUGGAUCAGCAUCUGGUUCAUCAUGGCCCAUUUGUUGCCAAUUCUCAGGAAGAUAUUGUCAAGAAGAUUAUGGAUUAUCAGUUUGCUCAAAAUGGGUUCGAGAACAAGCGCAAUUGGCGUACGCUUAUCUCCAAUGGUGUUACUGAUGAGAUGAUCAAUGGCCCGUUGAAUGGGAACCCUGAAGUACGACAAAAGCAAAAGCAAAAGUAUUUGCAAGAACACGCUCAGGUAGCGUAG